AUGGAUGUCUUCCACGCGUACACAUACUCGACGGCCGGUUGGCUGGCACUUCAGAGCUUACCUCUGAUCGCGGGUCCAAGCAUAAUAGUGACCAUGCUGUUGGAUGAAACCCGACCCGCUUCCCCCAUGGAGCUCUACUUUGCACGAUGCCUCGGAUUUAGUCUUCUUACUAUCGCUGUCUUGACCAUGAUGCUGACGGGCUCUAUCCCUUUGACCGCCGACAUCAAGGAGUCCGUUUCGACAGAUGACAACGAUCCCAAAGCUCCAUAUGCUGUGCCAACUCUGAUGGUCACCUCUAUCUUCCAUAGUGCAUGCGCGUUUUACGCAUACACGUGGUACGUUUCUGCUGGACAAAGCCUCUUUGCCGUUGGAGUUGCUGGAUAUUCCGCUAUUGCAGCUAUUGGGCUAUGGUGCAUGCUUUUUGCAAGCAGCCAUGGCAAGAUCAGUCGUCGUACUGGGGCAGAUAAGAGGACCGCCGGCUUUCCUUUCAAAAAUUCGGAAGCAGCGAAGAAACAUGCAGGAAAGGGACUAGGAAAAGAACAUCCGAGCUUCCAAGGGAAGAUGGACUCCGAACUGCAGAUUUCGUCACCCCGGUUGGCAUCCAUGUCAAUAGGUGACGAGUCAAAUCUCUCUCAGCUAAACCCUUUUGAUGUAGGAUCGCAUACAUUCAUUCCUUACCGUCCGCCGGCUGCCGAAACGCGGCCCCGAAACGCGAAUGCGCGCAACGGCUAUAUCCCCCCUUCACGGCCAGGCGAGCCAGUCCAUGAAUUCAUGGUCGCAACUCAACCCACUCACCAGCAAAAUCAGCCGCGUCAGUCUGGGAAUGAAGCUUCCUCGCACUUUAAACCGCAAGGGCGAUUCCCCAAUCAGAGUGGUUUGCAACAGUCCCGAGAGUAUAACAAUGAUUUCGAGAAUGGACAGCUUGGUAAUAUACAAUCAACCCAUAUGAGAAGGGCAUUCCCUGGCUCUGGGUCCGCGCAAAUUUCACCUCCGGCAUCGCUGUCGCAAAAUAAUCUAGCAAUGGUGAACCACCCGCAAGCUCAUAGUAACAGCUUUGCAAUGUUACCGUCGCCAGUUCAACCAUUUCAGUCAGAUAUCAUUCAAAUGGAACCCGAGUCUGUCGAUCCGUCCACAUUCAGUGGGCCUGGAGAGCUGCGGGGCUUUAAAGUGAUACCUGAUCCUCCUCAUCUGGAUUACUGGAGGGAGAGGUUGUUCAAUGUCGAUGAAAUGAUUACACUGAGCGAGGAUGAAUUCAAUACUUACUUCCCUCAUGUUGACAAUGUAUAUUCCCAUCGCUCAACUCAGCGGUACAAGCGUAAACCCUUCGUUUCUCACUACUGGGACUGCCGACUAAAAGGCCGGCCCCCGGGUACACCCAAAUCGGACGACCCAGAAAAGAAAAAGCGCAAGCGCACAGCCAGAGAAAGGGACCUCUGUCAUGUCAAAAUCAAAGUUGUGGAAUACUUCCCAGUGUCUGAAAUAUCAGACAUAGCCCAUGCAAUCGAGACUGGAUCGUCUACUAUGCCUGGCAUGUAUACUUUUGCUCUGAAUGGCGAGCCCUCGAUCCGAAAUGUUCAAACUUUUGAUAUGCCUACACCCAAUCCUAACUUACCCCCGAGCCAUCCGGGGGCGCAUGGUGGAAGAUACUUCACUAUACAACGAGUGAAUGGUAACGGUGCCAAUGGGAAGAAUGACGGCGUGGGCGGCGGUCAUCAACAUACACUUGAAGAGAGUGACCGAGUAAAGAAGAGCAGUGUUCAACGGUUUAUUAUGAAGGACAAAAAAGAUAGGAGGACAAGAGCGCUUGAGGAUCUGAGUGUUGGAGCUGCGAUGCUUCCAGCAGAUGCAAAACUGCGUGCUCAUUGCCGAUUGUGGGCAGACCAUGUUAACCGACACGUUGUGCCCGGUUUCUACCGUGUGCUGCAGGAGCAAGACCAACAGAAGCAGAUUGAGAAAACGCAGGAACUGCGGGAGUCCUUGGAGCAGCUGCUGGAAGUGGCACAUCCCAAAGGACCUUUCUUCAUGGGCUCGCAGAUGUCCCUUGUAGACGUUCAAGCCGCCCCGUGGAUCAUUCGAUUGAGACGAGUUCUGAAGCCUUACCGAGGCUGGCCGGAUCCCGAGGAGGGAAGCAGAUUGGCGGCUUGGGUGAACGCUAUUGAGACCGACCAGCAUGUUCAGGCAACAACUAGCACGGAUGAGCUGUACCUGGACAGCUACGAGCGAUAUGCCCAAAACCGUCCAAACACAUCACAAGUCGCAAAUGCGAUCAACGCAGGACAAGGCCUUCCUUGA
Molecule: messenger RNA, 2292 nt
Organism: Penicillium soppii
Lineage: Eukaryota; Fungi; Ascomycota; Eurotiomycetes; Eurotiales; Aspergillaceae
Product: glutathione S-transferase family protein
Exons: 9
Coding region: 1-2292 (763 amino acids)
Source: RefSeq, a predicted model, not a curated record